GCCUCCGCACCGUCGACUCUGCGGGCUUCCCUUUCUCCUCGGCUUCCGGUUCUCCCUCUCACCCUCUCUGCUCCCGGUCCACCCGCAAGCGCGCGUCGCCCACCAUGUCGCACUUCGUGUCGCUGAGCGACAACAACCUGUACCGCAUGUACGAGUUGCUGCCGCCGCCGCCACGGUCCCUUCUCUCGCGCGCUCCCGAGGGCAUCCGCGGCGUGCUGCCCGACUUCAGCACCGCCGCCGACCCGGCAGGCGAGCUGCGCGAGUGGGCGCACCGCAUCUUCCACUGGAACCUCGACUUUGCCUGGCCGCACUUCUACGCCGGCACGGCCAUCAUUGGCGUGCUUAUCCUGCUCGUCGGCAGCAUCUUCGCACGGCGUCUCUGGGAGCACUCGCUCUGGGUCGUGCGCUUCGUGCGCACGCCGCGUGGAUGGCUCGCCAUUCCGAAUGCCAUCAUCAGCUUCGCCUCGAUGACUGGCCUCUUUGGCUGCCUGCUCAUCUCGCUGUUCUGGGUGUACUUCUGGUACUUCCACAGGGGCAUCGAGAACGGGCGGCCCACGUACGCCGUGCUCUGGCUGUGUGUCACGUGGACGCCGCUCUUCUGCGCCGCGCAUCUGGCAUCCUGGGGUCUGUACCACGCCGUGCCCAACUCCUUCUCGUCUGCGCCGGGCGAGAACGAGGUGCGCGGCCCCUUCAAGCGGCUCCUGCUCAAGCCCGCCACGCUCAACAUCUGCGGCGGCGUGCUGCCUUUCGUGCAAGCCGCCAGCGUCAUCGCACCCGGCGUCGUGGCUCAUCUGCAGUACGUCAUUGCGCUCGACGACUACGACAAAUGGCUUGCGCGCUACGGUUCGCAGACGGAGCUCAGCCAGGAGAUGCUCGUGGCCGCCCAACGCAUCUGGUAUGCCCAGCUGCGCUCGAUGAAGACGGCUUCGACGGCCUUCUUUGUCUGGGCCGCCUGGGCAUUCGUGCUCUUCUUCGUCUACAGCAUCCUCAGCUACCGCCUCAUCUCGGUGCUCUGGACGCAGAUCGCCGAGCUCGGCCGCAUCCACGCCAACCACAUGCGCCAGACGGUCCCGCUCAACGACGUCACGCCGACCUCGCCGGUAGGCACGCGGCAGAGCGUGCCCGUCAUCUCCUUCUCCGACGACAAGGACGAGCGGGGGCCGACCAAGAGCGGCAGCGACGCCACGGGCUCUCAUGACAACGAGCCGCGCCUCUCCGUCUCGACGGGCCGCGCUCCCUCGGAAGCGCCGCAGAACUUCUUCCCCUCGAUGCGUCCAUCGGCACUUGUGCACCGCACCGCGCCGAAGCACUCGCCGUCGACGAGCUCCAAAGAGCGUCGCUACCUGCAAGUCGUGCUCGUCCACGUCUGCAUUCAGUCCUUUGCCGUCGGCCCUGCCAUCCUCAUCUUCGACGCCAUCGCCACGUGGGUCGCCGCGACCAUCUACGGCAGUAGCGAAUGGCCCGAGACGGGCCUGGGCUACAUGCUGGCGCGCGUCAUCGUGGCCGCCUCGUGGACGUCGUGCAUCUUUGGCACGCUCACGCUCGUGGCCAUCUGGCAGCGCGUGUACGAGCCGUCGAUGGUCUUUACGGGCCUCAUCCGCGGCCAGACAGGCCCGCAGAGCAGCGACAAGGCCAAGACGGCACGCCGACGCAACGGCCGGCCGAUCAGCCGCACUGGCGCGCCAGGCUCGCCGGCCGGCGAGACGGGUGCCGGCGGCAUGCUCACGUCCCUCUUCGAGAGUGUCACCGUCGACCAUGGCGCCUGCGACGCCACAAUGCCGCGCAUGCCCGACUGGCAGACGCGCAGCGCCAUUGCGGGCCACACGCCGCACCGUCUCUCGGGCGGCGUCGAUGAGGACGACGAGCUGAGCCAGAGCGAGCACGGCGUCAUGUCCGUCACCUCUGGCGGGCGACACGGCAACACGCUCAGUGCCGGCGCCCUCUACCCGACGCCUGAGAUUUACAUGGAGCGCACCAUCGAGACGGUCGUGCAGCACUCUCGGCCGCGCGGUGGCAGCACGUCGCUCGACCCGCUCACCUCGGUGCACGUCGAUGACGACCUGGAAGCUGGCAUGCUCACCAGCAGCGAUGACGAGGACGGCCGCGGCUCUUCCUACUGGGGCUCUCGGCCCGCCACAUCGCCGAACCCCAACGCCAAGGGGCGCUCCAAGUACUUUGCCAACGCAGGUCCGCGUCCUCACAGCGCAAACAAUCGCUCGUUGAACGCACCCUCUAGCGCGCCGCCACGCAGGUCGAGCAGAGGCGCCCGCGUCGCCGUGCCGAGCUCGUCGUCGCCUGCUCUGCCCGUGCCGCCGGCGCCGACCCGACUGCGCAACCCGCUCGAGCCGGGCACGGCCAUGUAAUGGCGCCUCGCCCUGCUCCACCAAAAAGCGCCUACCUGGACUGCCUCGCCUUCUUCGUCACCGCCCUCGACACUCUUCGCUGCCCUCUUCCGCCCCCCUUUCAAUGCGCGCGUUGGCCGCUACGUGCCUUUCUAUGCCAUUCCU
Messenger RNA from Tilletiopsis washingtonensis, 2507 nucleotides. RefSeq lists its product as hypothetical. The record is from RefSeq and is a predicted model, not a curated record. The coding region runs from base 105 to 2363 and encodes 752 amino acids. Lineage: Eukaryota; Fungi; Basidiomycota; Exobasidiomycetes; Entylomatales. The transcript is spliced from 3 exons.